UGCUGGGAUUACAGGCGUGAGCCACCUAGCCCGGCAACAGUCUAGUUCUUAAGUAUGUUAGUCAGCUUUUUGUGUGACUGUAUUUAUGGAAACUGAAGGUUAUUAUAAUACUUUAAAAUACUGUUGUGAAGUGACAAAAGAAAAUAGCAAGUUAUAUGUUAUGGGGAAAAUUAUUUGAAAUGUCAUGUGUUGAUUAAUGUUGUAACUUCAUUUGGAGCAAUGUUAUCAGGAAUAUGUUGCUGUUCUACUGUAGUGAGCAUAGAAAUUGUAUUGCUACAGGCUAGGCGCGGUGGCUCAUGCCUGUAAUCCCAGCACUUUGGGAGGCCGAGGCGGGUGCAUCACGAGGUCAAGAGAUCGAGACCAUCUGGUCAACAUGGUGAAACCCUGUCUCUACUAAAAAUACAAAAAAUUAGCUGGGCAUGGUGGCGCAUGCCUGUAAUCCCAGCUACUCGGGAGGCUGAGGAAGGAGAAUUGCCUGAACCCAGGAGGCGGAGGUUGCUGUGAGCCGAGAUCGCGUCAUUGCACUCCAGCCUGGGUAACAAGAGUGAAACUCCAUCUCAAAAAAAAAGAAAUUGUAUUGCUGCAUUUUAAAACUUAAUGAAAGAACUCUUAUCAUUAUAUACCUAACUGUUCUGUGUAUAUUUUUAAAGAAUUAUUCUUGAAAAUGUUUUUCAAAAUUUAGAAAUAUGUGACGUGAGAGGUCAGCCUGUACAAUCAUUCCCUUUCAAAGAUCCUGACAUCUGCAGAAGCAGAGAUCAUAUUUUUAGUAAUAAUAGAGUAAGGAAUAGAGUUUGAUGCCUGGACUCCAUUCAGCAUCCCUAAAUAAUCAAUUAAUACAUUUAUUUUCAAAAUAUUCACUAAAUGUUUUACUUUCAAUUAGAGACUAUAAAUAAAAGCUAAAAAUGUUACUGUCUAAUGGGAAAGAAAAUAUAUAUAAGAGUUACCUGAAAGGCAAAAUACAAGUGCUGACAUUAUGGAAAGUGGAAUUAGAGCUCUGAAAAUUGCUGUAUGAAAAUGUUUGAUAUGAAAGUUGAUUAAAAAUGUCAAGUCAGUUAAGAUUUCAGAUUCAGUUAGCAUGAAGCUUCAGAAAGAUAGGUGAUUCCAGAGCUCAGUUCUAAAAAUAUUCCAGAAGAAUGAAGUUAGGCAUAAAGAUCAUUUAGAAGGGUCUGGGUUAGCUUUGACUGUCUGGUACCUGUGUUGUACUCUACCAAAACUUGUUCCUCUAUUAAAAUAAACAUUUUCUGGGGUAAGACCUAAAAGCUAGGUGAAAUUCCAUCUUCCUCUCCACAGAUUUUGGAGAUAACACUAAGUUGGGUACCUGUUGUUAGUGAAUUAGGAAAUUGUAUUGAUGUAUCUCAAAACUUAAUGAGAGAAUAACUGGUACUAUUAUAUAUAUCUAACUGUUCUAUGUUUUUAAAAUUACUCUUGAAGAUAUAUUCCUUUUAAAAUUUGAGCAUAGUUAUUUAAACAUUAGCUAAUACACAGAAGCAUAAACUUUUAGAAAUAUAUUAUGAUAAACUUCUCAGUUUUAAAGUUUUAAACUCUUGGUCAGUUAAGUUUGUUUUAUUUAUCCAGUCUUUUAUCUUUUACUCCAGCCUCAGUCACCAACACAGAAAACACAUGCCACUUCUUUUAACUUGGGAAGGGUUUUUAAUUCAUUUUUAAAAACACUAUACCACCAGGUUGCCUAUGGACUUUGUGUUAUACAUUCAUUGCAAAAAUGUUGAGGCCCAUGGGUGAAAAGUGUUGGUAGAGAUUUGGAUGUAGAUUCUUUCAUGACUGCAAGUCAUCAUGUGACCUAGUGUUCACAUAUGAUCUUUGAAUGUUUUCCAGAGUCUCUCUCUGUUCUAUGUAUUUGAAAGUCAAUAGGAAUUAACCAAAGAAAGUCACCAUUAAAGUAGGUUCAACCAAAAUGCAAGUUUCUUACAACUAACAUUUUUUGAGGACUAAUAUAUGCCAGGUUCUCUAAUGCUUUGCAUGUAUAAACUUUUACUUAAUCUUUUUAAACUUGAAGUACUUGAAUUCUUUCUUCAUUUACAGAUAAGGAAACGAAGGCUCAGAGCCUAUGUGACUUACUUAAGGUUGCAUAGCUAAUAAGUCAAGAAGCAACAUUUAUGAAAUUCUAACCACUUUGCUGAAAUGUCUCUAUAUCCAAUAGACUAGCCAAUGCUAAGACACACAGAAUAGCUUACACUUUAUUUCUUCUUACUUAAGGUUGCAUAGCUAAUAAGUCAAGAAGCAACAUUUAUGAAAUUCUAACCACUUUGCUGAAAUGUCUCUAUAUCCAAUAGACUAGCCAAUGCUAAGACACACAGAAUAGCUUACACUUUAUUUCAAUUUAUUAUCAAUUAAAGCACAUUUCAGUUUUCAAACAUGACUUUAUUUGGUAUAUUAAAAUCUUAAAUGAAAAAGAUUUUUUUUUCUUGUACCAUUCUCUGGAUUCAGUUUCGUCAUCAUUAAAUUAUCUUUUCAGAUUCAUACUUAAAGUCUUCAUUACUACAGUCCUUAUAUUUAUUUUUCCCCAUUUGUAAAUGUAUACUUUUUCUUCUUGCCAAAUAGUCAAUCGAAAAAAUAUUAUUUGAACUUGCAUUAUCAUUUAAAAAGUAACAGCAAAUUUGCAUUUCACCAUGAUUUAAAGUAGCACUGUCCAGUUAGACUUUCUGUGAUAAUGAAGUGUUCUCUACCUGUGCUGUUCACUGUAGCUACUAGCCACAUGUCUAGUGAGCACUGUAAAUGUGCCUAGUACCACUGAGAAACUGUAUUUUCAACUUACACGUGGGUAAUUAGUGUUUGGUAUAUUGGACAACACAGGUUUAGAACAUAGUUGUUUUUGCAUUUAAUAAAAAUGCCAACCCAUCUUUCUGUCAUCUUGGUUAUUUGUGAAUCCUUACAAGUGUGUGUAGAUGAAAGGAAUGUUGGAUUUAUCUUUUCUGGUUUCUUCAGCAUUUCCUUGGAAUAAGCAUUUAUAAACUUAGUGAACAAAUUAUUAUAGUUCAAUAAUUUGUGUAUAAUUUAUUAACUACAAAGUUAAAUUCUUUCUGGGGCUGUACUAGAAUUAAAAUUUUAUGUUAAUAAUCUCAGUGAAUAUUCUCUUAUUGGAAAAAUUUUUAUAGAUUUAAAUGUUGAUGAACACCAAACUUAGUGGUUUUUUCUUAUAUCUUAUAUCUUUGCACCUUUCAAUUAUCAAAGGAAAAUUAGUAUCAGAUAUUUGUUCCAAUUCAGUAGAAUGCAGAAGUACUUGGGAAGUCUUUCUUGGGUGUAAGACAAGUAAAGUCAAAACAAUCAGUUAUGCAGUUUUGAUGAUAAAUACAUAUGAUCUCAUCUAAUUCCAUGAUUCUGUGAUUCUGUUGGUACAGAUUGUCUACUGUAUUAAAUUAUCUCAUUCAGGAACCACUUUUCCUAUUCUCCUCCUCAGUGUCCUUCACUUAGGCUGUAGACAGAUUGUUGCUUUUUCAUUGCCAGCAGCAGGAUAAUUAGAGGCAUGAAAGCCAGCUUAGAAAAGUAAGCCAUGGCUGAGUGACAGAAGCAGCAUGUGAGAAGGUCCUAAGUAAGCCAGGAUAGCUAUUAAGAUCCUGUCAGAUAAUUAAUAAUUGACCAUAAUUCAUUUUGACAUUCCAUUAAAUUAAUUUUUAAAAAUGAGUACAGUUUAUGAAAUUGUAUAUCUAGGUGAUAAAUGUCUGUAUACAUGGGUGAUCAAAUUUCCUCAGAUUAAUAAAUCUUAAAUAUUUAAUGAAAAACAUUGUGUUAAAUAUAAAAAUGUGAAAUUUAUGAAAGGUAAAUAUACUUAGGUCAAUAUCAUAUUAUUUUGAGUAAUCUUACUUGUAAAUGUAUUCCUUCAAGAAUGUUCUGUAUAGUUAUUUUUUCAUUGCUUCAUUCAUUCCUUUAUUCAGUACACAUAAUUGAGCUCCUAAAAUGUGACAGACUCUACACAAGAUUAUGGGAAUAAAGAUUGAAUAGGACACAGUACCUGCUCAGCGUGCCCAUAUUCCAGAAGGGGAAGAUAGACAUGUCAACAAAUACAUGAAACCUUUCUUGAAUCCUUUCAUUAAAGUUCAGUGGGAGAACCAAGGGAAAGAAUGGUCAUUUCCACUGGGAUGGGGAGGACGAAGUUCAAAAAGGACUUCAAAGAGAAGUUGAGCCUUGAGUUGAGCAUUGAAAAUUAUAAAUGUUUAUCAGGUGGAUUAUAGGAUGAAGGGUAUGAUAAGUAGACAGAACAUUGUUAAGUGAAGAUGCCGAGGAGUGAAACCAUGUAGCAUAUUCAGGAUAAGGAAGUUACCCAUUAUGACUAAAUGAUGGACUGUGGGGUUGGUGAUAAGAAGAGGGGACAUUGUAUAAUGAUAGAUGAGACUGAAGAAAUGGACAGAGGGCCACAUAAUGGAGAAAGUUUGAAUUUUAUCUUUUAGACACGAAGGAGACAUUGUACACUUGGAAAUAAGAGAGAAACAUGAUACAAUUUGGGUUUAAAAGAGGUUGCUUUGGUGGUGAUGUAAAGAUAAAUCAUCAUGGAGCAAGUGUAGUAGAGGCAAGAUCAAUUAUAAGACUCAUGAUAAUUUGGGUGAGGGAUUUUGAGGCUCUGAACCAAGGUAGUAGACGUAGGGAUAGAGAAAAGGGUCUGAAAUGGGAGAAAUUUGAAAAAUUGAGAAGAAUGUAUUUUACUGAUGGCAUGUGUGAAAUGAGGAAAAGGAGGAUUGGGGAUGACACAUUAAGUUUUUACCUUCAAUGUUUUGGUAGAUGGGUUGUAACACCAGUAAUAAGAGUCAGAAAAUGAAUACAGAGGGCAGGAUUAUAUUGGGGAGAGGGAUGGGGACAUAUUGAACUUGGGAUACCCAUGGCAUUUCUGAUAAAUGAUAGCUGAUUGGUUAUUACAUGUGUGGAUCGUCUUUUAUAUCCCAGCCUUGGGGGUCAAGGGACCUUUUCCACAUUUUAUCUUCAUUGUACUCCUCUUUUCUAAGACAACUGUUUGGAAACUAUAGAAACUAAACAUCUGGCAUAACUUACAUAAAUUAAGAAUUCUAUAUACUGAAAGUUCAGCCUUUUUGUUUUGAAAAGAGGAAAGCCAAAGUACUGAUAAGAACAAUGUAACUUUUAAAGAAAGAAAAUAAAAUAAUAAAAUAUCACUUUUAUAAUUUAAGUGUGCGUUCUCUAAGGUAUUGAGUUUUGUAGUUAUGCAAGGUAAUGGAAAGAACAUGUAAAAUAUAGUACCAACAUCUAUUAUGUACUAAGGAAAUGUCAGUUUUAUUCCCCUAGAGUCCUUUAAAAUAGAUAUUUAAAAGUUCAGGUGUAAUUUAGUAGUAAAAUCAUAAACUGAGGGUAAGAAAAAUCUAAAUCCUUUUUUCUAAUACGUUCUAAUACCUCACUUUGGAUAAAUGUUUUAAUAUCUCCAAGUGAUGGUAUAAAAUUGAGAGGGAUGAAUUAGUUAAUGACACUGCGAUCUCUUCUUCCAGCUUUAAAAUCCAAUGCUUCUAUUAUAUUUAAUAUAAUAGUGCUCACAAAAUGUGUGGUCAGGGAAGUGGCAAAUGAUCCUCAGUUGAGCAAAUAAAUACAUAGUAAUAUAUUUAGGGAAAACUUUUGAUCGACAAUUUAAGAACGAUAGUCUCUGACAAGAGUGUCCUUGACAGGCAGGGAGGGAUAGGCUGUGCAUCCCUCCGCUUGCUCUGGAAGGAGAUGGCUCAGCGACUUCUGAGGAGGUUCCUGGCCUCGAACGUCUCCGGGAAGCCCUCUCAUGGUCGGUGGCAACCCGUCCCUUCUGAAACCCUGCAGACCCCACAAUGCAGUCCUGCUGGUCUGACUGUAACACCCAACCCAGCCAAGACAAUAUACACCAUCAGGAUCUCCUCAAUGACCUUUAAUAUCCAGGAUGGACCUGACUUUCAAGACGAAGUGGUCAACAGUGAGAUGCCAGUAGUUCUGGAUUUCCAUGCACAGUGGUGUGGACCCUGCAAGAUCUUGGGGCUGAGGUUAGAGAAGAUGGUGGUCAAGCAGCAUGGGAAAGUAGUGAUGGCCAAGGUGGAUGUUGAUGACCACACAGAACUCGAUAUUGAGUCUGAAGUGUUGGCGGUGCCCACUGUGUUGGCUAUUAAGAAUGGGACAUGGUGGACAAGUUUGUGAGCAUUAAGGAUGAGGAUCAGCUGGUAGACCUUCCUGAAAAAGCUGAUUGGCUGACAAGCAGGGACGAGUUCUGGUUCUCUUCCCUGAGUGGGACCCCAAUAGAACUUAGCCCUUCCGUGCGGGCCCUUCCUGCUGCCUUCCACAUGCCUUUUGUCCCCUCCCUCCAGGGCCUGUGACAGUUCUUCAGGAUGUGUGGAGAGAACCCAGGCCAGCCCACCGCACUCCUGGUCAGGUAGUCACACCUUGGUCCUCAUCUCUGGUCCUUCCAGUCUGAAGCCUCGUGCAUGGCUUGUCUGCCACCUGCAUUUCUCUUUCCUGCUGCUGUUUUGUAAAAAGGAAAAGAAAAAAGCCCAAAUUAGUGAGAGUAAUAUAUAAUUUUAUCAUUUUUGUAGGUCUGUAAUGAAGUUAGUCAUCCCUUCCACCUCCUACUGUGAAAAGUAGACCCUGAGUACCACCCUGAAAUCCCCUGUAGUCACCUAUCCCCACCCCCCAAAGAGCACCCUCCCACCUAGCCUCUCAAGCAAGGGGGCAGAAAAUGAGUGAUGGGCCUAAGAGCCCUGGAGAGCCUUGACUCUGGAAGGCUCCAGGCACCUCCUUCACUCCUUAGCUGGCCCAUUGGUCCUCUGAGCAGGGGCCUUAACUGAACAAAUAAAACCAAUAAAGCAAGGGUCUUGCUAAAACGACAAAUUUAUGAAUCACUGUACUGAUCUUUGAAAAUAUUUUCAUGUUGUACUACAGAUAAAGGAACCAUCAAAAUGUUCACCAUCAGGGUAGAGUGUUAGAAAUAAAAGAUGAAACAUUCUACUCUUAGGUGAAACCAUUAGUGUGCUAUGUGUAGUUGUGGUGUUUUGUGUAUAGCAAAACCAGAGAAAGUUUAGAUCAGGGGCAGCUAAUAGGAGUAAGAGCAUGGGAGGUCUAUAUUGUGUGUGAAUAAACUAAUAUAUAUAUAUAUAUAUAUACGCACACACACACUCAUAUAUAUAUAUGCUAAAGUGUAUAAAAUCAAGAAACAGGAGAACUCAUGGACUAUUCCUCCAAACUUAUAAAAGCUAGUUGUAGAACAAGUAGAAUGAAUUAUAGUGAAAUCUUGAUAUAAACUGGGCUUAGACAAUAAAGGUAUUUAAGUGAUUAGUCAUUUAUGUUUAAAGGUUAAACGUGUUUACAAAUUUAGGUAGUAUUUUUAGCAAUUUAAAAAGCUAGAAAAUUUUAAUGCCUUUUUCUCUUAAUUUUUUUUUGUUUUUAUUUAUUUAUUUUGAAACAGAAUUUCACUGUGUUGCCCAGGCUGGACUCAAACUCCUGGGCUCAGGCAAUCUUCCUGAGUAGCUGGGACUACAGGUGUAUACCACUGAGGCUUGUUUUCAUACUCUUUUUAUAGGUUUUAUAAUCUCUCCAGCCCUCAGCACUUUCCAAAAGAAUCAUCAGUAUUCAUAAGACAGGUCUUUUUUUGAUAAUACUAAGGUUUACUACUAUUAUGCAAAUAAAUUGUUUCCCCUGAUAGGGUGAUAUAGCUUAAAUUGUUUUUGGUUGAUUUCUUUAUUUUAAACUGCUCUAAUUAUUCAUUUAUUUUAUUUUUAUUUCCUAACCAAUGAAAUAGGGAGUAAAGAGUUGUCUUCAUGUAGCUCAUAGUCUGGUAAAAGAUUUAGGCAGGUAAAAGCAUAAUUAUGAGAAGGUUGUAGGAGGUGGAUUAUAGGAUGUGUUUUUUUGUAAUGUAAAUUAGAUUCAGUAAUGCUGUGUAUCUAUGCAGAAAAUUUUCCGAAUCAAAUUUGGGAUUCUUAUAAGAGAGAAAUGCACUAGUUGAAUUGUUACACUAGCAUAAUUGAAAUUAGUUGUGCCUUAGAAAAUCCAAUGUAGAUGCCUUAUCUUUUAUGUGGCCUGGUGUAACAAGGUAUGAAGUCCCAGGCUCUGUGGCCAUAAUUUAAUGUUAUAUUUACUGUUGUCUUCUAUUCAUAUGUUGACUUUUCAGAGGUAUCUGAAACUUGUUUUGUUGUAAGACAACUGUGGAAUCUAAACCUUUAAGUCUGUGACAAACCGGUUUUCUUGAUCUGGACUUUGUUCUUUGAAAAUUAAAGAGACUGUUCUUGUUAUCUUAUUAGAGUCCUAUUUAGUAAAAUAAAUAUUCCAUUUCUAUACUGUAUUCUUCUUAAGUAGAAGACCAUAUAGUAUCAGCCAGCCAUUGUAUGUGAGCCACAAACUUGAGAGAACAUGUUGGUACAGGUAAUUUGCACCUUACCUGGGCCUGUCAACUAGAGCACCUACACAUGACCUCUACAUGUGGCUUGGGCCUCAUAACAUGGUGACUAAGUUCCAAGAAGGAGGGAGAGAGCCAGGUAGAAGCUGUAUCACCUUUUAUGACCUAGCCUCCAAAGUCAGGCAGCAUCACUUCAGGUGCAUUCUGUUCAUUAAGUGAAUCACUUAAAUGACUGUAUCAAGGGAAGGUAAAUUAGAUUUUUCCCUUUGAUAUAAGGAUUUAGAAAAAUUUGGGGACCACAUUUCACAUCUUUUUCUGCAAAGCCAGUCCCUCCACUAUUACUUUGGAUCCCAGCCCCUCCUGUUUUCCCCGGAGUCUUAUGUAUUCUUGUCUUUUAUAUCUAUAAUAAUAUGUCUUCUCAUUUAUUUAAAAAAUGUGUACCUCUUUCCUCUUCACUUUCAGUGUUCUCUUUGACCCUACUUUCUCUUUCCCUUUCUCAUCUCUCAUGUACUAAAGUGAACUGGCCUAAGAUUUGCAGUAUAUGUGGUCAAAUCAGUUGAUUUUGGUGGCCAGGCAGGUAACUUUAAUGUGUCUUAGGUAAAACCUGAGAUGAGAAGAAAGAAAAAAGAGAAAAGUGUUCUUUUUCUCUUCUUGCUAUGUUAUAGUUACUUACAAUCAAGAUACAGAAAACUUAAAUUUAAUGUAGCUCACCUGUUAGAAUAUGACUUGGUUGAAUGUUAUGGUCUGCAUAUGAAUGUUUAAGUAUUAACAUGAAGUUAUAUGAGGUAUGUAACCACAUAAAAAAGGUCAAACUGGGUUACAUGCACAACCUGGCUUAAAAUAUAAGAACCUAUUCUCUAAAUACCUUUAGAAUCUUUGACCUAACAAUUUUUUUGUUCUUGAUUAGAUUUAACUUUCUUGUUUUUUGGUUUUUGCUGUUCUUUUGAGACAGGGUCUCACUCUGUUGCCCAGUGCAGUGAUGCAAUCAUGACUCCCUGCAACUUCUGCCUCUUGGGCUCAGAUGAUCCUUCCACCUCACCCUCCUGAGUAGCUGGGACUAUAGGCAUGCGCUGCCAUGCCUAGCUAAUUUUUGUAUUUUUAGGAGAGAUGGGGUUUUGCCAUGUUGGCCGAGUUGGUCUUGAACUCCUGGCUUCCAGCGAUCCACCCACCUCAGCCUUCCAAAGUGCUGGGAUUACAGGCAUAAGCCACCACAACCUUGUUCUAUUACUCACACAGGUUUAGCAUGAGAAGCAAACAUGUUAAUGACUUCUUAUCUUUAAUCUUUAUUGUACUCAAAGGCAUCAGUGACCCAAAAAUCUUCAAAUGUUUUUUCCCAGUGAUUUCUAUGACAAUAACAAUGGGAGCUGUAACUUUUUUGGUUUGUUAUGAUUGGUUUUUGUUUUGAUCUACUUUAUAAUAUUCUGUGUAUAGAAUUGCGAAACUAUGUUACAGUAGUACUAUUUUCAAGUAAAAUUCAGUUAAAGUAUAACAUACAUUUCAAAGGUAUUCAAAUCCUAAUUUAUAGGUUGAUUAAUUUGAUAAAGUUAACACCUGUGUGAAUUAUCACCCAUACCAAGAGAUAUUAUUGAAACCCCAGAAGCUUCCCUCCUGCCUCUACCCAAUUAUUACUAGACUUAAAAUGUGGCAUACUGCAUCAUGUUUUCCUUUGUGACUGCCUUCUUUCACUCAUGUAUUUGUGACACUUAUUCAUGUUUUUGUUAUAGCAGUGGUUUAUUAAUUUUCACAGAUCUAUAUCACUGUAUAAAAAUAUAGCAAAACCUAUCUUUUCUAUGACUGAUGUAAAUUUGGGUUGUUUCCAGUUUGGGGUAUGAAUAAUGCUUUGAACUCACUUGUACGUGAUUUUUGGUAAAUACAUAUAUGCUUUAAUGAAUAUGUAUUUGAUGAAUGUAUUAUAUAUAUACUGAUAUGCAUACAUGCAUAUAUACAUGGAUGUGUGUCUUUGUAUGUGCAUGAGAGAGAAUGAUAUUGAAUUAAUUACUGGAUUUCUGGGUCACAGAUCAUGUGGUUCUGGUAAAUACCGCCAAAUAAAUUUUCAGAUUGGUUGAAACUAUUUCUAACCAGCAGUGCAUAGGGUUUUAGUCACUCCACAUCUUUUUCAAACUUGAUGUUUUUCAUAUUUCUAGUUAUACGUAUUCUGGUGAACAUAUCCUGGUUAUAAUUUGUACAUUCCUGAUGACUGAUAGUGUUGAUUACUUUCAUGUCUGUAUUGGUCAUUUGGAUAUGCUCUUUUCAUAUAAUUUUUUUCAGGUAGUUCCCCAUCCCUUUUUUUGGGUGUUUUGUUUAUAAAUUGAUUUAUAGAGUUAUUUAACUCUAUAAAAAUUGAUUUAUAGAGUUAUUUAACAUGGGUACAGGAUUUCUUUCCCCAGACAUAUGUACUACAGAUGUCUUCUUCCAUUUCAUAGCUUGCCUUUUCACUUUCUUAACAAUGUCUCCUUCAUACUGUUUAAUAUUUUCAAAUUUAAAAAUAAUUUACAAAUAAUUUCCUUUAUGAUUUUUGUUUUAUUUGGCCUUUGGUCUUCUUUAAGAAGUUCUCACUACCCUAGAGUUACAGAUAUUUUCCUAUAUUAGGUUUAGAAGCUUUGUUUUACUUUUUAUAUUUAGAACUAGUCUAUCAAGUGUGUAUGUCUCUGUGUCUGUCUCACUCUCUCUGUGUAUGUGUUUGUGUGUGUGCAUGUGUGUGUGUGUAUAUGUGUCAUGAGGUAGGAGUCAUUUUUUAAUAUCAGUAUUUGACAUAUUAUUUUAAAAGGAAAAAGAAAUCAUCCCUUCCCCAAAGCAUUGUAAUGACAUUUUUGUUAUCAAAGGCUGAAUACAUUUGGUUUACUUCUUUUCUGUUCCAUUGGUAUUGUCUGUUUUAGUGUCAGUACAAAACUGCAUGAAUUCAUGUAACUUUACAAUGGAAGUCAUCAUAGUCAGUAGUAUAAAUCCUAAAACUUCAUCCUUCACAAUAAUUUUAAAUAUUCUUUCUUUUUGAAUUUCCUUUAAGAAUUUUAAGUCAGCUUGUCAAUUUCCACAUACAUAGUUACAUACACUAACCUUGUAGGAAUCCUAAUUAAGAUUGCAUUGAAUCUAAUUAGUAGUUUGAGAAGUAGUUUGAAUCUAAUUAGUAGUUUGAGAAGAAUUUUUAUUUCUAUGAUAUUGAAUUUUUAGUCCAUGAAAAGUAUC
Callithrix jacchus (white-tufted-ear marmoset) is the source of this 11479-nucleotide messenger RNA. The record is from RefSeq and is a predicted model, not a curated record. Lineage: Eukaryota; Metazoa; Chordata; Mammalia; Primates; Cebidae.